Molecule: messenger RNA, 756 nt
Organism: Macrosteles quadrilineatus (aster leafhopper)
Lineage: Eukaryota; Metazoa; Arthropoda; Insecta; Hemiptera; Cicadellidae
Exons: 1
Coding region: 1-756 (251 amino acids)
Biological process (GO): protein desumoylation
Cellular component (GO): nucleus
Molecular function (GO): deSUMOylase activity
Source: RefSeq, a predicted model, not a curated record
AUGGAACCACUAACCAAUGCAGAUUUGGGAACUUUGGCAGAGGGAAAAGACUUAAAUGACGGAGUGAUAAACCAUUUUUUCCAUCUACUCCAGCGCCGUGGUCAAGAGAAUGACGAGAAAAAGAAAGUGAUGUCCUUCCCGACCCAUUUUUUUGUGCGGUGGGACCGAGAAAAUGCGGGGUAUGAAGGUGUGGCAUCGUGGGUAAAAGAAAAUCCAAUGAUUAAGGACAUUUUGUUCUUCCCAAUACACGUAGAUGUAGGGAACGGGCAUUGGGCCCUGAUAGUGGCACGGCCACAGCACCGAGACAUCGUAUCAUUCGACUCUUUGGGGUUAGAGCAUAACCGGAGGAUGGAGCAAGUAAAAGAGUUCCUCGAGAAGGACACCCGAAAACGAAAAAGGAAAAGUUCACAAACAUCUUGGUCUACGUUGAACAUGCUCACCGCUUGUCCGCAACAAAAAAAUACCCAUGAUUGUGGCGUUUUCGUCUGCCUUUUUGCUGAUCUGCUGAUGAGGGAACAAUCCUUAAAAACCUUACAGACCUUGACUUCCCGAGAAUUGCGAGAAAUUCUAAAAAGAAAAAUUAAAUGGAUGGGGCUAAACCAAAAGAAGCUUCCACAAAAGAAGAAGCAACAACCACGAGUCGUAGCUAAGCAACCAAUCACCAAGGGACCACUGUUUGACAAGUGGGUGAAAAGACCGAGUACACAGAAGUCACCAAUCGUAGGCAGCAACCGAGAGGGAAAUGUUUUUAGUUGA